AUGAACGUCUCGGUGGACUCUCUGACGAUCACCGUCGCUGGAGGUCGCAAGCUGCUCUCAGAGGUGAGUUGCCUCGUGCAGCCGGGUGACAUGGUGGCGCUGAUGGGGCCCUCCGGAGCCGGCAAGACCACCCUGCUGAAUAGCAUGGUGGGCAGAAGCAUCAUGGGCAGUGUGAGCGGAGGCAUCAGCUACAAUGGCAAAAGUUUAGGGACAGUGCGCAGCAACAUCGGCUAUGUGACCCAAGACGACAUCAUGUACGAGACCUUGACGCCUCGUGAGAACCUCACGUUUGCGGCAUCUUUCAUUCUCCCAAAGCUCACGAAAGCGCAGCAAAAGGAAGUUGUGGACGAUGUCAUCGCCAAGCUGAACUUGGCCAAAUGUGCUGACACGGUUGUGGGUUCACCUGGGCUGGUCCGGGGCAUCUCCGGGGGAGAGCGGAAGCGCACCAAUGUGGGCUUGUCCUUGAUCGGCAAGCCUGCCUUGCUGCUCCUCGACGAGCCCACCAGCGGCUUGGACUCCAAGAUGUCGGACUCCCUGAUGAAGGAUGUGAAGACCGUGGCGGAGCAGGGCUGCACGGUGGUCGCGACGAUCCACCAGCCGUCAGAGUUGGUCUUCAGCCGCUUUGACAAGGUCUUGUUGCUGGCGUCCGGCCAGACGGCCUAUUACGGGCCCAUCAAGGGCCUCCGCGACUCCUUGAGCAACCUGGGGUUCCAGUGUCCGCUUGGCACGCCUCUGCCGGAGUUGCUGCUGGAUGUCCUCGAAAAGCCUGCAGAGGGCAAUGACAAAGAGGAGCACGAGAAAAAACUCCAGAACUUGAAGGUCCUGACCGACUCCAGCGUCAAGGAUGACACUGUCUUCAGCCCAGCGGGAUCGGAGAUGCCAACUGCCAGGCGAGCUGGCUUCUGCAAACAGCUGGCCGUCCUCUUUCAGCGCGAGGCUGUGAAUGUGAAGCGCAACAAGACUCUCACCGUCGUGCGAGCCGUGCAGUCCAUAGCGGCUGCCCUGCUCAUCGGGCUGAUCUUCGUUCAGCUCGAGCGCAACAUGUCCAGCAUUCAGGUUCGCCUGUUCGCCAGCUUCCUCUUGGUCUUUGCCCAGUUCCUUUUCGCCAUCCUCGGAGUCGCGAAUGCCUUUCCAGCAGAGAGGGCUGUCUUUCUGCGUGAGACGCAAGACAAGCUUUACCACCCAGCAGCCUUCUACCUGGCCAAAGUCGCAAUUGAUACCGUUUUGCAGAGCCUGUUUCCCAUCCUGGUCGUUGCCGUUUCCUAUCCGCUUAUCGGCCUGAAUGCCGAGAGUGCCGAUAGAGUGCUGUGGUUCUACUUCAUCAUGGCCAUCGUUUCCAAUUGUGGUGCAGGCGUGGGAUUCAUGGUGUCCGCUGCUGUGCCCAGCGUGACCAUUGCAUUGUCGAUUGUGCCAGGCCUUGUGAUGCCACAGCUGCUGCUGGCUGGCAUUUUCAUCAAGGUGGAGGAUCUAGUCCAGCCUUUCAAUGCCCUGAGCUAUCUUAUGGUUGCACGCUAUGCUGUCCAGGCCACAGUGACCAACGAGUUUGCUUGUUCUGCCAAGCAGGACUGCGAUGCUCAAGUUUGGCGUGUUGCUGACCCUAACCAGUGCAGUGCGUCCCCUUGCGACUUCUGCUGCACCGCCCACGAGAAGCUAGCCUCGGGAGGGAUUUGCCCCACUCUGACCUGCGACGAUGCGCUUCGGUUCCUGGCCAUGGAUGAGAUUUGGCCACGUGGGGACACGCCCGACGAGACGAUCUUCUACAAUGUUGUGGCGCUGCUCAUCCUCCUCCUUAUCUUCCGGCUGCAAGGGCUGAAUGUCCUGAUGAUGAGCUACCGGAAGGCGACAACAGGGAGGUGCCUGCCCUGUCGGUUUUCCAGGCCCAGCGCAGUCAACUCCGAGGUGUCGGUUUGA
Molecule: messenger RNA, 1911 nt
Organism: Symbiodinium natans
Lineage: Eukaryota; Dinophyceae; Suessiales; Symbiodiniaceae
Source: the annotation of a GenBank genome assembly